CCAUUAGCGGCCUCAGCUGUCAACCACCAUGUCCCGGCUGAUGAUUACUCCCCGGCACCUGGUGAUCACCAAGUACUAAAGUCGGGAGGAGAGAACUGUAUGUAAAUAAUACAGUUCUCUCCCCUGUCAGCUCCAGUUCACUGCUUUGCAUGGCUUUGCAUAGCAGAGCCAGUGGAAAGCACAGACACAGCCCCAUAGUGAAACACACACAGCACACAGUUAACUCUUUGAUUGCCCCAGAUGUUAACCCCCUUCCUGCCCAGUGCCAUUAGUUCAAUGUCAGUGCUUUUUAUUAGCACUGAUCACUGUAUUGGUGCCACUGGGGAUGUCAGUGACACCACGUCAGUUCCCCCCAGUGUCAGAAUGCCUGCCAUAGUCCCACAGUCCUGCUAUAAGUUGCUG
Messenger RNA from Staurois parvus, 402 nucleotides. The record is from the annotation of a GenBank genome assembly. NCBI's taxonomy places the organism in Eukaryota, Metazoa, Chordata, Amphibia, Anura, Ranidae.